Macrosteles quadrilineatus (aster leafhopper) is the source of this 2031-nucleotide messenger RNA. RefSeq names its product zinc finger BED domain-containing protein 5-like. The record is from RefSeq and is a predicted model, not a curated record. The transcript has a single exon. NCBI's taxonomy places the organism in Eukaryota, Metazoa, Arthropoda, Insecta, Hemiptera, Cicadellidae. Bases 1 to 2031 code for a protein of 676 amino acids.
AUGGAUAAGUUUUUAAAACGAAGUCAACCUGGUCCUUCAACCAGUAGUUCUCAACCUAAAGUUUUCAAAAUUAGUGAGAGUGAAUUGAACACUGUUGGUGGUCCUUCAACCAGUUCUUAUGGGUCUAAAACUAUUCAAAGUGAUAUGAAAACUGUUGGCAGUAGUUCUGAAGGUACGGACACGCCUACUGAACGUGAUGUAGCCCCGACUAGUAGGCCUACUCAGUCAUCCAAAAGUACAGCUAAGGUAAUUAAAAAAGAGAUCAGACGAAAGUACGACCCUAGUUAUUUAGCUUUUGGGUUUACUUACACUGGGGAUUUAAAUGAGCCUACUCCACAGUGUGUUAUUUGUAUGGAAACAUUAUCCAAACAUAGUAUGAAACCGUCCCUUCUCAUGAGGCAUUUCAAUACAAAACACCAUAAUUUAAAAGGGAAACCUGUGGCUUAUUUUAAAAAUAAAGAAAGUGAGCUUAAAGGUAGCAAAAACACAAUGAGCUCAUUUUCAUCUCUUAACACUCGAGCAGUUGAAGCAUCGUACAAAGUAAGUUUAAGAAUUGCUCAAGAAGCUAAACCACAUACGAUUGGUGAAUCCUUAAUCCUACCUGCUGCCAAAGAUAUGGUUUCUUCAAUUUUAGGAGAAAAAGAAGCAAAGCUGCUUGAUGUUGUGUCGUUAUCUAACAACACGGUAACACGAAGAGUAAAAGACAUGGCGUUAGAUGUCAAACGCAUGUUAAUCGAGAAAAUAAAGAAGAGUCCAUAUUUUUCACUGCAAAUUGACGAAACAACAGACAUUACAAAUAUGCCGAAUUUGCUGUGUUAUGUUAGAUAUGAAGACAGUAACAGGGUAAAUGAAGACAUGUUAUUUUGUGAGAUAUUACCGACACAUACAACUGGUGAAGACAUUUUUGUUAAAUUAAAUGGUUUUAUAAAUGAGCAUGAUCUGGAUUGGAACAAGUGCGUGGGACUUUGUACUGACGGAGCCGCCGCAAUGGUAGGUCGCCACUCUGGGGUUGUGGCUAGAGUAAAACAAGUAGCCACCCAAGCAACAUUCACUCACUGUUGUUUGCAUCGAGAGGCUUUGGUAAGCAAAAAUUGCCCUGAGAGCCUAAAGAAGGUUUUAAGCCAAGCUGUUAAAACAGUAAAUUUUAUCAAGGCACGUGCUUUACAUUCUCGUUUGUUUGCAAUACUGUGUGAUGAUAUGGGUAGUUUGCACAGACAGCUAUUGCUACACACCGAGGUCAGAUGGCUAUCGAGAGGAAAGGUUUUGACUCGUCUGUUUGAGCUACGCAAUGAGGUUUUUGUAUUUUUGUCCGACAAAAACUUUGAAUUUAAGGACUGCUUCGCAGAUGAACUGUGGAUGAGUAGGUUGGUGUAUCUGGCAGAAAUAUUUUCAAAGCUCAACGAACUCAACCAAAGUUUGCAAGGAAAUAACAACACCCCUUUUCGAGUUAAUGACAAAGUAUCUGCAAUGAAAAAGAAGCUGAACCAAGGAGCGAAAGAAGCAGAAGAAAAAAAGAUUUCACUGUUUCCUACUCUUGAGAGUUUUGUUGACGAAAAUGACAUCCAACUUAGUCCUGAAUUUCUGGCUGACAUUAAAAACCAUUGUCUCAGCUUAAUUAACAGCUACAACCUUUACUUUCCUGAGGACUUGAAUGAAUAUUCCUGGAUCCAAAACCCGUUUGCAGAGAUAGAAAUGGCACCAGACAACUUGACUGCACCAGAAAAAGAACAGUUGUUUGAACUAAACUGUGAUUCGGAACUUCGGCAACAAUUUUCAAGAAUGAUGCUUGUGGACUUCUGGGUCGAAAGGCGUGUGGAUUACGGACAAGUAGCUGACAAAGCAGUUAAAUUUUUGCUUCCAUUUUCAACUUCAUACCUGUGUGAGACAGCCUUUUCAUCUCUUGUGUACCUUAAGAACAAAUAUCGAAACAGACUUCUAAAUGUGGAAAAUGAUCUCCGUUUAAGGCUAAGCAAUCUUCGACCAGACAUUCCAAAGCUAGCUUCCAAAAUUCAAGCUCAACCUUCUCAUUGA